Molecule: messenger RNA, 1709 nt
Organism: Salarias fasciatus (jewelled blenny)
Lineage: Eukaryota; Metazoa; Chordata; Actinopteri; Blenniiformes; Blenniidae
Product: choline/ethanolaminephosphotransferase 1-like
Biological process (GO): phosphatidylethanolamine biosynthetic process
Cellular component (GO): endoplasmic reticulum membrane; Golgi apparatus
Molecular function (GO): ethanolaminephosphotransferase activity; diacylglycerol cholinephosphotransferase activity
Source: RefSeq, a predicted model, not a curated record
UACCUAGCCUUCUGCGUGAACCUCAGUGACACCGGUCGUGGUGGUCCACCUACAGGUGCGGAUAUCUCAGGUCAAAUCUGACGGCUCGCAGAGACGCGCCGCCUGUCAGCUGGAAGUGCAGCCACCGCCCCUCGGACCGUCCGCGGCGCUCGUCCUCUCACCGGCCAGGAACCAUCCAGCCACGUCCAGCCCCACUGUGGAUCUUUAGCCCCGCAGGCAGGACAGUGGCAGAGGCAGAGCCGGACCCAUCGGGGAAUCGUCCAGCAGGCAGCGGGGCUCCAUGAGCGCAACGGGGCAGCAGCAAGGGGGGGCCCUGCGUUCUCGCCGAGGCCUUGUCCGGGACAAGGACCCUGGGCAGGGCAUGGGCAUGGAGGCGGCCUGCUGGCUGGCCCCCGGAGUGCUGCGCAGGCUGAUCGAGCUGCCCUCGCCCCCCCUGUCCCGACACCAGCUCAAGAGACUGGAGGAGCACAGGUACAGCAGCGCCGGACGCUCCCUCCUGGAGCCUCUGAUGCAGCGGUACUGGGAGUGGCUGGUGGGACGGGUCCCCGCCUGGAUCGCCCCCAACCUCAUCACCAUCAUUGGCCUGGCCACCAACGUCUUCACCACCCUCGUGCUCGUGUACUACUGCCCGACCGCCACCGAACAGGCUCCUCUCUGGGCGUACCUGCUGUGUGCCGUGGGCCUCUUCAUCUACCAGUCGCUGGACGCCAUUGACGGGAAGCAGGCCAGACGCACCAACAGCAGCUCCCCGCUGGGCGAGCUGUUCGACCACGGGUGUGACUCUCUCUCCACCGUGUUUGUGGUGUUGGGAACCAGCAUAGCAGUGCAGCUGGGCACCAACCCAGACUGGAUGUUCUUCUGCUGCUUCGCCGGGAUGUUUAUGUUUUGCGCCCACUGGCAGACAUACGUGUCGGGAACGCUGAGAUUUGGCAUCAUUGAUGUGACUGAGGUGCAAAUCUUCAUUAUAAUCAUGUAUUUGCUGGCCGCCGUGGGAGGAUCGGCUUUUUGGCAGUCACUGAUUCCGAUCCUAAACAUCCAGAUGAAAAUGGUUCCCGCCAUCUGCACUUUUUUAGGAGCCAUCUUUUCCUGCACCAAUUACUUUAGAGUUAUUUUCACAGGCGGCGUGGGCAAAAACGGAUCCACAAUAGCAGGAACCAGCGUCCUCUCCCCAGUCCUUCAUAUUGGUUCAGUCAUCAUUUUGGCCAUGAUGAUAUACAAAAAGUCUGCAGUCCAGCUCUUCGAGAAACAUCCAUGUCUUUAUAUCCUGGCGUUCGGCUUCGUCUCGGCCAAAAUCACCAAUAAAUUAGUUGUAGCACAUAUGACAAAAAGUGAGAUGCAUCUCCACGAUUUAGCCUUCCUGGGGCCAGGACUCCUCUUCCUGGAUCAGUAUUUCAAUAGUUUUAUUGACGAGUACCUGGUACUCUGGAUUGCACUGAUCAUUUCCUUCUUUGACUUGGUGCGUUACUGUGUCAGUGUUUGCAACCAGAUUGCCUGCCACCUUCACAUUUUCGUUUUCAAAAUCAAGCCUUGCUCAGUGCUCAGCGCCGCUCCUCACUGAGGACACGCCGGCCGCUACUGACUCUGCCUCUUCCCGUUAGUCGCACUCAUCUUUUCUUCCCUCUGAAUUCCACGUAGAGAAGCAGGGGUGUGGGGGAGCGGUGGUGUAAAGUAUGUGCUUCUGCCAACUGAAUGUGAGGACAAAUAAUAUA